GGCAACGCCGAACUGUACGAUGAUUUUAUAUACGAGACAGAAGUUCUGGCAAAAGGCGCGUGCGAUCGAAGAGAUUUUCUGCUUAAUUAUUACGGCAGAAGAGAUAAGCUGAACCAAAUUUUGGAGGAGUUCAACACUUUCAUGGCGCAGAAAGCUUUGACUGGAGAUAGUUUGUACGAAUUCCCUGGAGAAGAUCUCCUCCGUAUGAUAAACUUCGAGGCACUGGCUGACAAGAAGGCGGGUAUCAAGAUGGUGGAUGAGAAGAAUAAAAUCAACUUCUACUGGAAAAGCCUGAACGAGAACACAGUCCGGAACAUUGUCCCCGGUACCUUGACGAGGUUCGCUUGCAACCCUGAUAAAAUCUUCGACUGGGAAGCUAAAGUCGAUCCGGCGUUCACUUCUGACAUUAACGACAUUUACAAAGAAUUUGCUGUGACUGUUGGCGAGCUCAUGCAGAAAUAUCAGACAGAAAUGGAACUUUGUAAGAAGAUUCCGAGUAUCAAAACCGCUCUUAUAAAUUUUACUACCCAAGCACUGAAAUCUUACUUCCAGCGGUACGUCAUUGAUGUCUUCGAUACGCGAGUUUCUACUUUCUGCCGCAGACGAUGUAUCACCACUGAAUUGAGAGCGAUUAACCGAAGAUUUAUUAAAAAUCUCGACGGUUUGGACGAGUUGAUGGGACCAAUGAUUGCUGAUUGGCAUGAAUUCCAGGAAAAAUGUGAACUUAAAUCUACAACAACAACAUCUACUACGAUAACACCGACUACAACUUCCACAACGACUCCAGCGCCAAUUAUUAUUCCUCCUUACCAUCGAUCUCGGCCUCACCCAAGCGACGACGAUUGUUGGGGUAUCCUCGACAUCUUUAAACACCACAACUACUUUGAUUAG
Molecule: messenger RNA, 891 nt
Organism: Cotesia congregata
Lineage: Eukaryota; Metazoa; Arthropoda; Insecta; Hymenoptera; Braconidae
Source: the annotation of a GenBank genome assembly